Molecule: messenger RNA, 1509 nt
Organism: Peromyscus eremicus (cactus mouse)
Lineage: Eukaryota; Metazoa; Chordata; Mammalia; Rodentia; Cricetidae
Gene: Slc25a22
Product: solute carrier family 25 member 22
Exons: 10
Coding region: 456-1427 (323 amino acids)
Biological process (GO): L-glutamate transmembrane transport; aspartate transmembrane transport; malate-aspartate shuttle
Molecular function (GO): L-aspartate transmembrane transporter activity; L-glutamate transmembrane transporter activity
Source: RefSeq, a predicted model, not a curated record
CAGAGAUCCCCCUGCCUCUGCCUCCUGAGUGCAGGGUUUAACGGUGAGCGCCACCGCCGCCUGGCUGCUUUUCUUUUAGGUAGGAGAUGGACAGCUUCAUUCAUGGAAAUACAGGAAGAAGCUGUAUGGAGCUGUGUGCUACACUGAUCUUUCUCAGUCGGCGUGUGGCCUGACUAGGGAAGGCUGGGACAGCUAGGCAGAACGCUCUAGAUCCUCAGCGGCUAGACUGGACAGUCAGGUUUCUAUGGUAACAUAGGGGGUGCUGAGGGAGCCCUGACAGCUGUCUCAAACUGAUGUGGCAGAAGGCUUGAAAUUGCUCUGAAGGUGAGGACAUCCCCUCCCCCACCAUCAGCCACCACCGCCAGCCACCCACAUUGUCCUCAUCAGCCCCUCCCCAUCAGUGCCUCCACUUACAUCGCCUGGCCUGAGUCAGCCGCCUGCUCCACUUGGUGUAAAUGGCUGAUAAGCAGAUCAGCCUGCCGGCCAAGCUCAUCAAUGGUGGCAUCGCUGGGCUAAUCGGGGUCACCUGCGUGUUCCCCAUCGACCUGGCUAAGACACGGCUGCAGAACCAGCAGAAUGGCCAGCGCAUGUAUGCCAGCAUGUCUGACUGCCUCAUCAAGACCAUCCGCUCGGAGGGCUACUUCGGCAUGUACAGGGGAGCAGCGGUAAACCUGACCCUGGUCACCCCUGAGAAGGCCAUCAAGCUGGCAGCUAAUGACUUCUUCAGACAUCAGCUCUCUAAGGAUGGACAGAAGCUGACCCUGCCUAAGGAGAUGUUGGCGGGCUGCGGGGCUGGCACCUGCCAGGUGAUCGUGACCACCCCCAUGGAGAUGCUGAAGAUCCAGUUGCAAGAUGCAGGCCGCAUUGCUGCUCAGAGGAAGAUUAUGGCUGCCCAGGCCCAGCUCUCGGCCCAGGGAGGUACCCAGCCCUCAGCAGAGACUCCAGCUGCUCCUCGGCCCACGGCCACCCAGCUGACCCGUGACCUGCUGCGGAACCAUGGCAUUGCUGGCCUCUACAAGGGACUGGGGGCCACGCUGCUCAGGGAUGUACCCUUCUCCAUUGUCUACUUCCCCCUGUUUGCCAACCUGAACCAGCUGGGCCGCCCCUCUUCUGAGGAAAAGUCACCUUUCUAUGUGUCCUUCCUGGCAGGCUGUGUGGCUGGGAGUGCAGCCGCGGUGGCUGUCAACCCCUGUGAUGUGGUGAAGACUCGACUUCAGUCACUUGAGCGAGGCGUCAAUGAGGACACCUACUCGGGGUUUCUGGACUGUGCCCGGAAGAUCUGGAGACAUGAGGGCCCCUCGGCCUUCCUGAAAGGCGCAUACUGUCGUGCGCUGGUCAUCGCCCCGCUGUUCGGCAUCGCCCAGGUGGUCUACUUCCUGGGCAUCGCUGAGUCCUUGCUGGGGCUGCUGCAAGAACCCCAGGCCUGAGCCCAUGGCUGCUUCCCCCCAGCCUAUGGGCUGGGGCCAGAACAGGGUGACCAGCACAAGCCUGAGGAGGACUGGUCUCUCC